GAGAGGUGACAAGUUGAGAGGUCGUGUUAGCAAGACGGUAAGGCGGCGAUACUUUAGCUGCAGUUAUACUGAGUAAAUGCACUCAAAGAAAACGAAGUUACCGUGGGUCCGUGGCUGGCUCAGCUAAUAUCUCCCGAAGGGCGUCAGCUGUGAGGACUGGUUACGCAGCUGUUGGAAAAGCUUUGCUAGUUAGUUCACGUUAGCAAGCUGCUAGCUAGCCAGCUUGCUGAGUUGCUAUGUCGCAACCGAGUGUUUGGAUUUACUGGAGCUAACGUAGCUAGCUCAUCCCAAGCAAACUUGGUUUCUGGAGGAAAAAAAACGAAAGAUGGCUGUGUCGGUGCGGGGCCUGUACUUUGUGGUGACCCUGUUUUUGGGUAGUUUCUUUGGAAGUGUCUUCAUGCUGGGUCCAGUUUUGCCCCUCAUGCUGCUGUCUCCUGCUUGGUACCGCUGGAUCACUGAUCGCAUCGUUGCUACCUGGCUCACCCUGCCUGUGUCCUUGCUAGAGUUGGUAUUUGGGGUGAAGGUGGUAAUAACAGGCGAUGGCUUCAUUCCGGGGGAGCGCAGUGUGAUCAUCAUGAACCACCGUACGCGUCUGGACUGGAUGUUCCUUUGGUGCUGUCUGCUCAGGUACAGCUACCUUCGGCUGGAGAAGAUCUGCCUCAAGGCUGCCCUCAAGGGUGUGCCUGGCUUUGGCUGGGCGAUGCAGGUGGCCUGCUUUGUCUUUAUUCAUCGUCGUUGGGAAGAGGACAAGAAACACUUGGAGAACAUGCUGGACUACUUCUGUGACAUCAGAGAGCCUCUGCAGCUGCUGCUGUUCCCGGAGGGCACAGACCUCACUGAAAAUACAAGAGUGAAGAGCGAUGCGUUUGCUGCCCAGAACAGCCUGCCGAAAUUUGAGUAUGUGCUGCAUCCUCGAACCACUGGAUUCAAUUUUAUUGUGGACAGACUACGGAAAGGUGACAACCUGGAUGCCGUCCAUGAUAUUACAGUGGCAUACCCCAAGAACAUUCCUCAGACAGAACGCCACCUCAUCCUGGGGCUGUUCCCCCGUGAGAUCCACUUCCAUGUCCGCCGCUACCCAGUGGCUUCGCUGCCCUUCUCAUCCUCAGACUUAGAAUCUUGGUGUCGAGAGCGCUGGGCUGAGAAGGAGGUCCGUCUCCGUGACUUCUACUCAGGCCAGCCCCGGGCCUUUGACAGGGAUGGUGUUGCACAUGUGCCGCCUUGUAAGUCAGAGCUGCGUGUGGCUCUGAUUAAAGCCGCCUCACUGCUGUACUGGAGCAGCUUCAUUGCUCUGUGCUUCACUGGCCUGUGGAUGUGGGCUCCAUUCAGGCUCUAUUUCCUGCUCAUGGUUGGAGUGUAUGUGGCCCAGCAGAAGCUGGUGGGAGGGCUGGAGCUGCUGGAGUUGGCCUGCCAUCGAUACUGGAAGUCCGUGGCUUCUGACAAGGGUGACAAAAAGAUGGUAUUGGAUGGGAAGAUGCAGUGAGGAUGGAAGACAGGGUUGCCUGGACAAUGACAUGUUUCCACCUAUGCUCAGCAAGGACACUGAGGACUCCGUUGUCUUGGCCUGUUCAUUCCAGAGGGCUAGAGGAUCCCUUAUAGGGACCUGGAGCUCCAUGCCUUAGAAAGGCUUCAGUGGAAAGAGCUUAACUUUCUGUUGUGAAAAAAAAAAGAGGAAUGUUAUGUACAUUUAUCUGUGUUGGGUUCAAGGAAGUCACCAUACAUGAUGUGUCACCCGCCCUGUCCUUUUCUUGUAGAAUCACUGUUAGUUAGCUUGAUGUCAGUGCAUUUUACCCAUUUUAUGUUGUUAGUGUUAUGGCUGUUUGUUCAGAGUCUCAUUGUCAAUGUAUGUCCUGAAACAAUGCUGUUAAUAUUUUGGAUAUUGUUGCCAUGUCCUUGAAACUGGUUUUAUUGUGUUCUGUGUUGCCCUUGGUUUUAUGUCAUAAGUUUUGGAGCAGAGCCAUAGUACAGACCACCUGUACAUAUAAUGACUUGACUCUAACCAAUAUUCAAGCACUGCAGCUGGAUUAGACGUCGGGGACUAGUUAAAUGAAUCAGUUUUCAUUAAUAGUCUCUGGCAAGGAAGGAGAAGGACACAUGUAAUUCCCAGAGAAUUAUUAAGGAAAAUACAGGUAUAUAUGCACCAUUGUUUACCUUUUAUUGGGUAUGAUUACCCUUUUAUUAAAAUUGGGGAAUCUAUUUUUCCCAAUUAGUCCUUAGA
Molecule: messenger RNA, 2218 nt
Organism: Toxotes jaculatrix (banded archerfish)
Lineage: Eukaryota; Metazoa; Chordata; Actinopteri; Toxotidae
Gene: lclat1
Product: lysocardiolipin acyltransferase 1
Exons: 6
Coding region: 326-1483 (385 amino acids)
Cellular component (GO): endomembrane system
Molecular function (GO): acyltransferase activity
Source: RefSeq, a predicted model, not a curated record